Messenger RNA from Humulus lupulus (European hop), 803 nucleotides. RefSeq lists its product as uncharacterized. The transcript has a single exon. NCBI's taxonomy places the organism in Eukaryota, Viridiplantae, Streptophyta, Magnoliopsida, Rosales, Cannabaceae. The record is from RefSeq and is a predicted model, not a curated record. The coding region runs from base 81 to 671 and encodes 196 amino acids.
UUCUCCUUAACACACCUCAUUGGGAAUUAUCACAAACAGUUGCACUAGAGCAGAGAAAAAACACUGCUAAAUAUAGCACCAUGGGAAAUUGCUUGGUUUUGGAAGAAAAAGUGAUAAAGGUUGUGAAGCCAGAUGGGAAAGUGUUGGAGUAUAGAUCACCAAUCAAAACAUUUGAGGUCUUAUCUGAAUUCUCAGGCCAUGCACUAUCAGCCGAGACAACUACUAGUGGUUCAGUACUACUAAACCAGCAUCACCUCAAGCCAGAAACCAGACUCCUCGGCGGCCAUCUCUACUACUUGGUACCGGUUCCUUUGCCGGCCAAGAAGAAGACGAUGAAGAAGGUCAGGUUUACAGAGCCAGAAAAGGAAGAAGAAAAAAAACCAGAACAAGAAACUACUGCUAAGAUCAACAGUAGCAGCAGCAAGGUUGUGAGGAUUAAGUUGGUUAUAAGCAAGCAAGAACUGCAGGAGUUGUUGAAAGGCACCGGAGGAGGAUCAGUGCUUACGGUGGAUGACAUGGUUUCUAAGCUUCAUUCUGAUAAAAAAAUCAAACUUGAUGGUUCUGAUGAUUGUGAUAGAUUCAAUCUUGAUGAUGGUGAUGAUGAUUAUGAUUUUCAAAGAGAAGGGUGUAACUGGAAGCCUGUGUUAGAAAGCAUACCUGAACUAAACUAGCAACUAAUGAUAAUUAAGUAUAUAUGUCUUGUAGUUGUUGUUGUUAUAGCUUCUAUACUAGAUGAUACAAAGAAUGGAUAUUGUAACCUCCAUCACAAUAUAUACAUCAUAAAUACAAACAGUUUUAGUCCA